GAGGAAGCUGGCUUCCUGAAGCCUUCUCAGCCCUCAAACAGACAGACAGACAGCUGGCAGGAGGCAGCCUGGGGGGACACAGCCACUCCAACAAUUCAUCCUGGGCCCUAAAAGGCUACCCGUCCUGCCCUCCAGAUAAUAACUGCUCCCACCCCGGAAAUGCAAGCGGCUCUGGGGGGAACGAUAACAGCACCAUGAGAAAACGGACAGCAGACGGGCCCAACCGCAAGCCCCAGCCCUGGCCUGUGGGGUCCUGCCCUGCCUCCUCCCCUGCUCAGAUUGCCCGUCCUGGUCCCGCAGGCCUGAAGGCUUCCUGCCCAUCACCCGAGGGAUGUCAGCCCUGGGGUGCCUGUGUCUUUCAGAUGGUUACCGUGGCUGAGUGAGCCUGCUCUGGGCCCUUGCCUUGGCCCCCUGAGCCCCAGCCCAGCAUGGUCCAGGCCUGGGAGGAGUGUUCCCGAGCUCAGCAGACAGCUCUGCCACAAGGGGCAAGCAUGGCCCAGCCUCCUGCCCCCGGCUCUACCGCCAAGAAGCACAUUAGACUGCAGGAGAGGAGAGGCUCCAACGUGGCUCUGAUCCUGGAUGUGAGCUCUCUGGGGGCCGUGGAGCCCAUCUGCUCAGUGUCUACACCCAGAGAGCUCACUCUCCACUUCUUAAGGACCGCUAAGCACCCCCUCACCCGCUGGGCCCUACAGCACCAGCCCCCCAGCCCCAAGCAGCUAGAGGAAGAGUUCUCGAAGAUUCCCCCAAACUUUGUCAAUCCUGAAGAACUGGACAUUCCUGGCCAUGCCUCUAAGGACCGAUACAAGACCAUCUUGCCAAAUCCUCAAAGCCGUGUCUGUCUUGGGCGGGCACAGAGCCAGGAAGACGGGGAUUACAUUAACGCCAACUACAUCCGAGGCUAUGAUGGCCGGGAGAAAGUUUACAUUGCAACCCAGGGCCCCAUGCGUAAUACUGUGUCUGACUUCUGGGAAAUGGUGUGGCAAGAGGAGGUGCCCCUUAUCAUCAUGCUCACCCAGCUCCAAGAGGGCAAAGAGAAAUGUGUUCACUAUUGGCCGACAGAGGAGGAAAGCUAUGGGCCAUUCCAGAUACGGGUCCAGGAUGUGAAAGAACGCCCAGAAUAUAUUGUCCGGCACCUUACUAUUCAGUACCAGGAGGAGCGUCGUCCAGUAAAACACGUCUUCUUCUCUGCGUGGCCUGAUCAUCAGACCCCAGAGUCAGCCGGGCCCCUCUUACGCCUGGUGGAUGAGAUCGAGGAGAGCCCAGACACAGCAGCCAAAUCUGGGCCCAUCGUGGUCCACUGCAGUGCUGGGAUCGGCCGGACUGGCUGCUUCAUUGCCACACGGAUCGGCUGCCAACAGCUCAAGGCUCGAGGAGAAGUAGACAUCCUGGGCAUUGUUUGCCAGCUUCGGCUGGACAGGGGGGGCAUGAUCCAGACCAGUGAGCAAUACCAGUUCCUGCAUCACACCCUGGCCCUGUAUGCUGCCCAGCUGCCCGAGGAACCAAACCCAUGACCUUCUGGGACUUGGCUGAAGAGAUGGCAUAGGUCAUACAGCAUCCAGCCUGGAUCCAGCCAAAGAGGGGGAAACACUCUCCUUAUAGGUCUAGAACUUUGCCCUCUCCCUCUGUCACAUUUGUCCCUGGGGUCUCUGAUCCCAGAGCUGGACAUUGUUCCCUCCGUGCCCGAGUUUUCACUCUCCUUUCAUGUCCCUGGGAAGGACCUGGUAUCCCAGAUCACUAACUCACCAACUGGCAGAUGGAGGAAUGGGGAAAUUGUGAGUGUCAGAAGGAAGGCCAUUCCUUGGACCAGAGUGCAGAACUGAUCCUCUUCCUGCAACCAGAAAUAGUUUGAGUUGGAAACGAUAAAACCAGAGAUGCCAGGACUUUUUAUCUUACCUUCUUCUCUAGUCCUCAGUUUCCCAAAGGGACAGAAAGGACGUUACGUCUAUGUUUGUGUGCCUAAUUCUCAAGCCCAUAGCCCGCUUCGAGCUUAAUGAUUUGAGUUGCCAAUUGCAGUAAGCCUGAAGGGAAAACCCCAAGCAGUCCCACAUUCUCUGGCAUAUCACUUAUGUGCCCAAAUUUCCUUGUCUACAUCAUGGGGGCAAAGCUUCCAGGGACCACUGAUCAUGGAGCCUGUGUUUGGGGAUCCUAAGGAUAAAAGGAGCUUGGGGAAAGUCCUGGCAACUAUUUUGCCUCAUUCCCCUUCCUGGGCAUUGGAAAAUAUUUCUGGACUAUCCCUCCACCCACUCCUUUUGGGAAACUUUGUAACACAAAGAAGUCCUAUACCAAACCACCCAUGCAGCGCUUAGCACAUAGAAUGCCAAUCAGCCCUGAGAUGCUCGUGAUGUUCUUUUUAGGCCAGACCCUCCUAUAGCUUUCCAAAGUCCUAGAGAUGUUUCCUUCUUCUCCCCAUCAACCAAUCUGUGUGCACUGGAGAUUCCCUGUAAAGACUAAAGAACCCAGUUCUCUCCUGCAUUCCCACCUUGGGUCCUGGGACCACAAAUGGAGAAAUGGCCCGGGCCAUGUGGCAUCCAGCCUAAAACCAUCUUGGGGGUGAAGGGGAAGUAGGGGGAAGAAGGGAGAGAGGAAGGUGAAGAUAUCCUCUCCCUCUCUGACACCAUUCAUACCUGCCAUUCACGGUUUAAACUUCUCUAGGGUAAUCCCAUCAACAAGCUGUAAGCUCCAAAAGAUCCAGUCCAAUAAAGCAAUAAAGCAUUAAUUAAA
Molecule: messenger RNA, 2721 nt
Organism: Antechinus flavipes (yellow-footed antechinus)
Lineage: Eukaryota; Metazoa; Chordata; Mammalia; Dasyuromorphia; Dasyuridae
Gene: PTPN7
Product: protein tyrosine phosphatase non-receptor type 7
Exons: 10
Coding region: 429-1511 (360 amino acids)
Biological process (GO): protein dephosphorylation
Molecular function (GO): protein tyrosine phosphatase activity
Source: RefSeq, a predicted model, not a curated record